Messenger RNA from Agelaius phoeniceus (red-winged blackbird), 678 nucleotides. It is a transcript of the gene SCN4B, whose product is annotated as sodium voltage-gated channel beta subunit 4. The record is from RefSeq and is a predicted model, not a curated record. Gene Ontology annotation, molecular function: sodium channel regulator activity; transmembrane transporter binding. Gene Ontology annotation, biological process: regulation of ventricular cardiac muscle cell membrane repolarization; cardiac muscle cell action potential involved in contraction; regulation of sodium ion transmembrane transporter activity. Gene Ontology annotation, cellular component: plasma membrane; voltage-gated sodium channel complex. Lineage: Eukaryota; Metazoa; Chordata; Aves; Passeriformes; Icteridae.
AUGGCCCCGGGCUCGCCCGCCGCUCGCCGCCGCGCCGCGCCGCGCCUGCUGGCCGCGCUCCUGGGUUUGCACGUCUUGGCCAUUGCCUUCGCCCUGGAGGUGUCGGUGGGGAAAACCAACACGGUGACAGCUCUGAAUAACUCCAAUGUCCUGCUGCCCUGCACCUUCACCACCUGCAUAGGCUUCCAGGACCUGGUCUUCAAAUGGUAUUUCAACACGACAGAGCUGAUUUACCACGGCAAGAUAAAGACCAAGACCACGGAGCCCACCCUCAUCUGGCACAACCCACGGGUGGAGUUCGUGGGCUCCACCACCAAGAAGGAAAACAACAUCUCCAUCGUGCUGAACAGCGUGGAGUUCAGCGAUGCUGGCAAGUACACCUGCCACGUCAAGAACCCCAAGGAGAGGAACGCCCAGCACAACGCCACCAUCUUCCUCACCGUGGUCCAUAAGAUGGUGGAGACAGACAACACUGUGACCCUCAUCAUCGUGGGCGUGGUGGGGGGGCUCAUCGGCCUCCUCAUCCUCUUCAUGCUCAUCAAGAGGGUGGUGCUGUUCAUCAUCAAGAAGACGCAGGAUGGGAAGAAGGAGUGUCUGGUGAGCUCGUCAGGGAACGACAACACCGAGAAUGGCCUGGCCGGCUCCAAGGCGGAACAAAAAGCUCCACCAAAGGCAUGA